AUGGGUGGGGUUGUGUGUGGGGGUGGUUGGGGGAGUUAUAGGGAUGGGUUGGGGGGAGGGAUGGUGAAGGUAUUGAAGGGGAGGGAAUGGGGUGAAGUGUUGUUUGAAGUUUGGUUUUUGGGAUGGGGAUUGGAUAUUGGGUUUGUUUGUUGGGGUGAGGGGGAUUUUUGUGGGUUUGGUGAGUUUGGGGGUUUGGGUUGGGUGUGUAGUUGGGUUGGGUUUGUUGUUUUUUUUGGUUUUGUGUUUUUGGGUAUUGGUGUGGGUUGUGUGAGUGUGGUAUUGGUGGUGUGUUUGGGGGGGGUGGUGGUGAUGGGUGUGUUGGUGGAUGGUGGUGGGUUUGGGGUUUUUAGUGUGGUUUUGUUGUUUGGGUUUUAUAUGGUGGUGGAUUAUUUGGGUAUGGGUUUGGGGGGGAUGGUGUUUUUGAGGGGUUUGGGGGAGGGGGGGGGGUGUUGUGUGGUUUGUUUUUGUUGGUGUUUGAGUUUUGGUGGUUUGGAUGAUGUAGGUUUGGGUGUGUUUGUUUUGGGGUGUGGGUUGUGGUAG
This is a messenger RNA of Knipowitschia caucasica, 540 nucleotides long. The record is from the annotation of a GenBank genome assembly. NCBI's taxonomy places the organism in Eukaryota, Metazoa, Chordata, Actinopteri, Gobiiformes, Gobiidae.